This is a messenger RNA of Cuscuta campestris, 1873 nucleotides long. The record is from the annotation of a GenBank genome assembly. NCBI's taxonomy places the organism in Eukaryota, Viridiplantae, Streptophyta, Magnoliopsida, Solanales, Convolvulaceae.
AUAGCUCAUCAUGUGGUUGGUCUUCAACCAUCCUCAAUAACGAUUGGUGAAUGAUUUGUGGUGCAAAUUUUAAUUCAUGCUGGGAGUGAGAGUGGCAUUCUUCGCCAUGGCCUCUCUUUCUCUCCCCCGUCACACCCUCUCCACUUUCAACCGCUCCCUACCCUUCUCACACCUGCAACUCCCUCUUUCUCACAGUAUCUUCCACUCUCACGCUAAGACUACACUACGCCCUUUGCGACGACUAUCCGCUUCUUCCUCCUCCUCCGCCACUUCGCCCAUCGCGCCGCCUUCUCCGUUGAAAUCGGAGUAUGUUGUCGACCCCAAAUACCUCUCCUGCUCACUGCCUGGGAAGAGUCCGCUUAAAAUUGCGGUUCUGGUCAGCGGUGGCGUCGAUAGCAGCGUCGCUCUCCGCCUCCUCCACGCCGCCGGCCACUCAUGCACCGCUUUCUAUCUCAAAAUUUGGUUCCAGGAAGACUUUGAGAACUUCUGGUCGGAGUGUCCAUGGGAGGAGGACCUGAAAUACGUAAAAGCUGUGUGUGAUCAGGUUGACGUUCCUCUGCAUGUAGUGCAUUUGACUGAUGAAUAUUGGAAGAAUGUGGUAUCAUAUAUUAUUGAUGAAUACCGAUCUGGAAGAACUCCAAAUCCAGAUGUCCUCUGCAAUACAAGAAUAAAAUUUGGUGCAUUUAUGGACUCUGUAAGUAAAAUGGAAUUUGACUUUGUUGCUUCUGGACAUUAUGCAAAGAUUGUUCACGCAGAUGCCAAUCAACCACACAAACCUUCUGCUUUACAAUUGUCAAAAGAUAUGGUAAAGGACCAAACAUACUUCCUUUCACAUCUUUCACAGUCUCAGCUUAAGAGACUUCUUUUCCCUCUUGGAUGCAUACCGAAGGAAGAGGUACGAAGACUUGCAAAGUCAUUUGAUCUCCCAAAUCAGGACCGUAAAGAUUCACAAGGAAUAUGCUUCCUUGGCAAGAUAAAGUUCAGUGAAUUUGUUGCGAGACACAUUGGGGAGGCAGAAGGGAUUUUAUUGGAAGCUGAGACCGGAGAUUAUCUUGGAAAGCACAGAGGUUUUUGGUUCUACACCAUUGGUCAACGACAAGGUUUACGCCUUCCUGGAGGACCCUGGUAUGUUGUAGAGAAAGACACCAAGUACAAUGUGGUGUUUGUGUCAAGAAAUUAUUAUUCUGUUGAUAAGAAAAGAUGCCGAUUUCGUGUUGGAUCAUUGAAAUGGCUUAGUGGGAGCUAUCCUACUCAUACAAACCAACUUCAAUGCAAGGUUCGUCACGGCCCCACUUUCUACAACUGUAGUUUGGCAAUGGAAGUUGAUGGCGAUGGUCAAGAAGUUGGCGUUGUUCAGCUGUCUCAAGAUGAUCAGGGUCUGGCUGCUGGACAAUUUACUGCCUUCUAUGACAGGACGACCUGUCUCGGCUCUGGCGUGAUCUUGGAGUCGCGGGACAAUCAAGGAUAUCCGGUUUGUGAGAGGGCUCUUGUAAUAGCAAGAAUGGAGGACAAGUCUGUGCUCGGUAAACCCGUGAAAAUAAUGGUCAAGCAGGAGAAUUGCGUAAAAGAAUCUGAUAUCAAACGUGAGAGAGAGAAUCCUAAUCUAAUUGUUGAUUCUAAACCUACAGAGCAGGAUAUGAUUCACCAACGAGGGAAACCCAGAGUGUUAAAUUGGCUGGAUUGGCUAAAAGAGAAGUGGUUACAAGUUUUUUAGCAUGCUUUGGGGGUGACGUGCCAGGCUAAGGCUUGGCUGGAUUAGGCAUAUUGACCAAAAAAACCCCUAUAACCUGUGGCCAAACGUGGGGUUUUAUCCAGAACCUUAAAGUGUCAAUCUAGCCAUGAUUUUGCCACCCUUCUGUGAUUCUGGUAAGGG